Molecule: messenger RNA, 378 nt
Organism: Orbilia oligospora ATCC 24927
Lineage: Eukaryota; Fungi; Ascomycota; Orbiliomycetes; Orbiliales; Orbiliaceae
Exons: 1
Coding region: 1-378 (125 amino acids)
Source: RefSeq, a predicted model, not a curated record
AUGAAGGUUUCAAGCAUUUUCUUCGGCCUCACCGUCCUUCUUGCCACUGCUUCUGCCUCUCCUGCCAUGCGACGAGCCGCCGCCGCCGCUGACCUUCGAGUUCGUCAAGACGACCAAGUCGCUGAAGUGGGAGCCCCAGUUCAGGGUGCUCCAACUACACCAGAUGGCACUGCUAUUACUGUCAAGUCGACUAUCAAGGAAACAAUCCUUGCCCAACUCCCAAGAAUGCCAGACAUUGAACCAGCGGUCGCCGACUUCCUACGAAACUUCCCUGAUUCUGGAUACGAUCAAAUUUCUAAGAUGCAGGAUCCGCAGUUGACUGAAGCGAUUACUUCGCUUUUGUCAGGACAGGUCCCAGCUGGUGUUACCGUUGGCUAA